AUGGAGAACAUCAAACAGACGAUUGAUCAAGGAGUACAGGAACUAGGUUGUGAAGAUGACUCUGGAACCAUUACAGAUUAUAUAUUUGGUAUCGUAGCUGAUAAUGACACGAGUGAUUCUGAUAAAAAGGAGUCACUCUUUGAAUUUAUGACUUCUAUCACUGCUGCUACCGAACAACAUUGUAAUGAAUUAAUAGAAAAGUUGAUAGUAUUAUUCAAUGAUACAAAGAAACAAAAGCAACAAGAAGAAAAGGAAUUGUUAGAGAUUAUAAAAAAGCAACAGGAAUUGAAAAUAAAACAGGUAACAUCUGAAGAGAUUAUCAUCGAUGAUGAAUCCUCUUCCAAUAGACUAUCAAAGGAAGAACAAAGAAGAAGAGAUUUAAUCAUUUCUAGAUAUGAUGAAACAGAGGAAUUAGAUGAAAAUGGAGAUAUUAUCUAUACAGAUAAUACAGAUAAAAAAAAAGAAGAACUCACAAAGACGGUAUCGUCGCUUGGUGCCAAUGUCAACACAAAGAGAAUUGUCGAUGCUGAAAAGGAGAAAAGAGAAAGAUCAAAAGUAGAUCACCAAAAAAAGGUACAAAGAGAUAAAGAUGCUUUGGCAAAACAAAAGAAAGAUGAAGAAAAGAAAAAGACAACUAAAAAGGAAAAGAGAAGAUUAUAA
This is a messenger RNA of Cavenderia fasciculata, 660 nucleotides long. RefSeq lists its product as uncharacterized. Lineage: Eukaryota; Evosea; Eumycetozoa; Acytosteliales; Cavenderiaceae. The coding region runs from base 1 to 660 and encodes 219 amino acids. The record is from RefSeq and is a predicted model, not a curated record. The transcript has 3 exons.